AUGCAGAUUUUCGUCAAGACCCUCACGGGCAAGACUAUCACCCUCGAGGUGGAGUCGUCCGACACCAUCGACAAUGUCAAGUCCAAGAUCCAGGGUGCGCAUUCUCCUCCGUCCGCCGGGCGUCCCCCCAUCGCCACCCAACCUGCGCAACAGAGAACUGACCACACUCGAUCACAGNACAAGGAGGGUAUUCCCCCAGACCAACAGCGCCUGAUCUUCGCUGGCAAGCAGCUCGAGGAUGGCCGCACCCUCUCCGACUACAACAUCCAGAAGGAGAGCACUCUUCACCUCGUCCUCCGCCUCCGUGGUGGUGGUAAGAAGCGCAAGAAGAAGGUCUACACCACCCCCAAGAAGAUCAAGCACAAGCGCAAGAAGAACAAGCUUGCCGUCCUCAAGUACUACAAGGUCGACGGUGACGGCAAGAUUGAGCGCCUGCGUCGCGAGUGCCCCUCGGACACCGUGAGUUUUUUCCCUCUUCCCCAGAUUCACCACCGUCAAUAUACUGACUCUGUUCACAGUNGCGGUGCCGGUAUCUUCAUGGCUGCUAUGCACAACCGCCAGUACUGCGGUCGCUGCCACCUCACCUACGUUUUCGACGACCCUAAGUAA
Messenger RNA from Aureobasidium uvarum, 609 nucleotides. NCBI's taxonomy places the organism in Eukaryota, Fungi, Ascomycota, Dothideomycetes, Dothideales, Saccotheciaceae. The record is from the annotation of a GenBank genome assembly.